Hypanus sabinus (Atlantic stingray) is the source of this 1251-nucleotide messenger RNA. RefSeq lists its product as uncharacterized. The transcript has 3 exons. The record is from RefSeq and is a predicted model, not a curated record. The coding region runs from base 97 to 936 and encodes 279 amino acids. NCBI's taxonomy places the organism in Eukaryota, Metazoa, Chordata, Chondrichthyes, Myliobatiformes, Dasyatidae. Gene Ontology annotation, molecular function: monoatomic cation channel activity.
GUGUAGUUCAGCAGAAAAGAUAAGAACGUCUGCUCAUCUCCUCGCCCAUUGCAGUAGAGGGUGUUUUACUAAGAGUGUUAGGACCGACUAACUGCGAUGGAAAGAGGGAAAAAAUUCGUUUCAGAAAUCUAUCGCUCCUCAUUGAUUGUCAUUGGGAAUGUAGGAUUAACAGGAAUCUUGUAUGGACUGCAAUACCUGUUAGAAAAAAACAGCCCCUGUCCAUGUGAUCCGGAAUGGAACACCAUCCACGUCAGUCUCGCUUUUGCUAUACCCGUACUUGUUCUUCUUUUCCUCAGUAUGUUGGUGAUACCAAAUGCACGGAUAUUGCUGAAGUGUGUAACGUGCGUUCGACGUCCUGGAACAGGAAAGAAGAAGCAACAUGGCAAAGUUCAAUCUCAUGGAAAAGAAAUAGCUGAGAAGAAUUCUACAAACAGCAACCAAAACCAAACAUGCUGUGGCUCCAUGAAAACCCAUACCUGCAGCAAAGAUUUUCCUUAUUUUCUAUUGAAGACACUGAUGCAAAUAUGCAUCCCACCUACGAUAUGGAUCGUUAUUUUAUUACUGGACGGGGACUAUGUCGCCUGUUAUUUUGCCACUGCAAUCAACCGGACGCAAAGCAAUCUUUGCAAACACCUUUGCAGCCUCGAAGCUUCGUCUUAUCUGCUCAACACAUGCCACUGGUCCAGAAUCGGUGGAGAAAUUCUGCUGCUGGUUUCUGUGUUUUUGCUGGUAUUACUGAAGUUCUGCCCUGCAAGGAUGUGUAGUAAGCACACGGAGGACGAUUAUUAUCAGGUCAAGUAUGAACGUUCAUUGGAGAAGACGAAACGGACCAAGAAGAAGGAGGAAUUGAGAAAAAAGGUGGAAAAGGCUGCAAGUGAGGAGGCCAAAGAUUUCAUUUGUCAACUGGAACUUGGCAAUAUGAAUCCAGCAGGAUGAACAACAAUAAAAUUAGACAACGCUGAUGAAGCGGGUCCAAGUGAACCUGCCCCAUAACCAAUUGUGGGUAUCAAGUAUUCAAGUUGCGCGUUAAUUAUGUUUCUAUGGUAAAUAGCCGCUUUAGUGGGGGCGUGAUAAAAGCAAAGGGAAUAAGUUUCAUAUUCUUGCUUACUUCUUUUCAUUUCUUAUCUUGGGAUCGGAGAGGUGAUACCUUUGCUGACCACUUAAUAUCAGUUAAUAGAACUUAAUAUAUCUUCACACUUGUAUGUUUGCUAAUUGCUAAUAAAGGAUCGAAUAAAGUUGACCAUCAUUUCA